CUGCUGCGGGUUGAACCUAACCCCGAAGAAGGGGCUCUUCCGCCCAAGCUGUUUCCAUGGCAAUCGAACAUGGCGCCGGGGAGCCAACCAAUUCUGUCGUCCACUCCUCUGCAGGUCCUCCUCUACCUGAACGUCUGGUACUUCGCUGCCUUCUACCUGGCAGAGAUCCUGAUGUUCAUCUAUAAAGGGAUUCUUCUGCCCUACCCGUCUGAUAACCUGCUUCUGGACGUGGUGCUGCUGCUGCUCUUCCUCGGCCUGGAGACUCUCAGGAUCUUUUACGGGUGGAAGGGGAACCUGUGUGAGCGCUCUCUGGCCUCGUGUGCGUCGCUCUUCAUCCUGUUCCCCUGCACGGCGCUGGCUGUUUACUUCCUGCUGCUCCAGACCUUCGUCCUGCGGCUGGAGUUCAUCCUCAGCGCCGUGCUGCUACUCUUCUACGCCCUGGAGUUCCUGCUGGGACUCCUCUCCUUAUCCUCCUUCUCCAGGUCCAAAGUGUACUGAAGAGGAACGUCACCUGAAACACAGAGCGGACACUUCAUGUUCAAAUGGACAGAGCUUUCUUCAGACGUUGUAAAUAAAACUUUGUGUAUUUUCAUAUUAAAAUGUAAAUCUUUGUUUUUCUACUACCUGAGAUCAAGACUUUUGUUUGUUUUACAAGUUAUAAUGAAGUAAUGAAAAUAACACCGAAAUGUUUGAAAUAAAACUUUUUUUUAAAAGUCACCUAUUCUGCAAAAUCUACUUUUUCAUAUCUCUUCUACAUCAACAUGUGUCCCCUCUUCUUCAUGUCUCUUCUAC
Messenger RNA from Trematomus bernacchii (emerald rockcod), 792 nucleotides. RefSeq names its product transmembrane protein 216. Gene Ontology annotation, cellular component: ciliary transition zone. The record is from RefSeq and is a predicted model, not a curated record. The transcript has 6 exons. Bases 70 to 498 code for a protein of 142 amino acids. Lineage: Eukaryota; Metazoa; Chordata; Actinopteri; Perciformes; Nototheniidae. Gene Ontology annotation, biological process: non-motile cilium assembly.